GAGCAGUCCCCGUGGUUCCCAGCCCUUCAAGUUUAAGCGGCCUUCCGAGUCUUUCCAUUGUCUAUAGCUCUUUUUCUGGCUCCAGAACUCCAUGGAAGGAUCUAAAUGUAUCUGUGAUUGUUCUCACAGACUCGCCGGUUGGGCGCACUAUUUGGGGUCACCAUCUAUCAGAAUGCUGAUUGUUAUCAUUGUCCCCGCAACAAAGGGCGAAUGGAAGGAAGAUAGCCGUCUUUUGUAUGGAGUGACGGUAUCCACUUGUUCAUUAUGGACUCUCGCCGUCGGGAUAUUUUGCUGUGGAGCAGUGACAGAUUUCGGGCAGUCAGCACUCAGCACUCAGCGUCCGACCUUGACACUAGGGUGGCCUCCUGCAGGUUUCGACGUACACCAAAUAGUUUACAUAUGCAUGUGGUUCAAUACAACAGAUCUCUAUCCUUGAUCUACAAGCAUGUAUAUACACCAAUUGCCAUAUAAUACAAAAUGCAGUGCGAUAUG
Messenger RNA from Suillus discolor, 492 nucleotides. RefSeq lists its product as uncharacterized. Bases 92 to 436 code for a protein of 114 amino acids. The transcript has 4 exons. The record is from RefSeq and is a predicted model, not a curated record. Lineage: Eukaryota; Fungi; Basidiomycota; Agaricomycetes; Boletales; Suillaceae.